Molecule: messenger RNA, 2642 nt
Organism: Magnolia sinica
Lineage: Eukaryota; Viridiplantae; Streptophyta; Magnoliopsida; Magnoliales; Magnoliaceae
Product: elongator complex protein 2
Exons: 10
Coding region: 82-2562 (826 amino acids)
Biological process (GO): tRNA wobble uridine modification
Cellular component (GO): elongator holoenzyme complex
Molecular function (GO): protein binding
Source: RefSeq, a predicted model, not a curated record
AUCUUAACUUCCUGCUAGAGAGCGAGCGGAGCAUUUCAAAAGCUACAGCAGAGAGAGAGAGAGAGAGAGAGAGAGAGAGAGAUGAGUGGAAUCGAAGUAGAGAGAGUAUUCAUAGGAGCAGGAUGCAACAGAAUCGUAAACAACGUCUCGUGGGGCGCUUCUAAUCUAGUAGCGUUUGGCUGUCAAAACGCAAUCGCCGUCUUUUGCCCAAACACUGCGCAGAUAUUGACAACACUUCCUGGGCAUAAAUCUAUCGUCAAUUGCACUCAUUGGCUUCCUACCAAUAAGGAUGCUUUCAAAGUUCAGCACAAAGAAGAACAUUUUGUGCUUUCAGGAAGUGCAGAUGGUGUCAUCAUGGUAUGGGGGAUAUCUCAUAAAGAAAGAAAGUGGAGGUGUGUAAUGCAAGUACCUCAACCACACAAAAAUGGUGUGACAUGCAUUACUGGAAUAAUGGUUUCUCAAACCGUUGCAAUGUUUGCUUCCACCUCAUCUGAUGGUACUAUUUUUGUAUGGGAAAUGGUCUUUCCAUCUAGUACGGGAGGUGACUGUAAACUUUCAUGUGUGGACUCUCUUGUGGUGGGUUCAAGGCCGAUGGUUGCACUUUCUUUAGCAGAAUUGCCGGGGAAUACAGGGCAUAUAGUUUUAGCAAUGGGAGGCCUAGAUAAUAAGGUUCAUCUUUAUUGUGGGGAAAGGACAGGGAAGUUUAUUCGUGCAUGUGAGUUGAAGGCACACACGGAUUGGAUUAGAAGUUUGGACUUCUCAUUACCUAUUUGCACUGACGGUGAAAAAGAUAGCCUUCUCCUUGUAAGUUCAUCUCAGGACAGAAGCAUACGCAUCUGGAAGCUGGCCUUGCAUGUUUCCCAAGCUAAUUCUACAGUGCCCUACAGGAAAGAAGGACUAGGCCUGACAUCUUAUAUUGAAGGUCCUGUUCUCGUGGCCGGUUCUUCCUCCUAUCAGGUGUCUCUAGAAUCUCUACUCAUUGGGCAUGAGGACUGGGUUUAUUCGGUGGAAUGGCAGCCUCCUUUAAGCACUUCGGGGGAGGGAACUGAUUGGUAUCAACCCCAGAGCAUCUUAUCUGCAUCUAUGGACAAGACAAUGAUGAUAUGGAGACCUGAAAGAACUACUGGUAUUUGGGUAAAUGCUGUUACUGUUGGGGAACUAAGUCACUGUGCCUUGGGAUUUUAUGGGGGUCGCUGGGGCCCACGUGGAGAUUCAAUUCUAGCUCAUGGGUUUGGUGGGUCUUUCCAUAUGUGGAAAAAUAUCGGCUUGAAUUAUGAAAACUGGCAACCACAAAUAGUUCCCUCUGGCCACUAUGCUGCUGUAACAGAUAUUUCUUGGUCCAAAUCUGGUGAAUAUAUACUGUCUGUAAGUCAUGAUCAGACCGCUCGCAUUUUUUCUCCAUGGAAAUACGAAGAACGUCCUGGAGAUGGGGUUUCCUGGCAUGAAAUAGCUCGUCCUCAAGUUCACGGUCAUGAUAUCAACUGUGUUACAAUCAUUCAAGGAAAAGGAAAUCAGCGGUUUGUUAGUGGAGCAGAUGAAAAAGUUUCCCGAGUCUUUGAAUCCCCUAUAUCAUUUUUGAAGACGCUGAACCAGGCAAUGCUACAGAAAUCUAGCUGCCUUGAAGAUGCUCGUGAUGAUGUGCAGAUUUUGGGAGCAAAUAUGUCUGCACUUGGACUAUCACAGAAACCCAUUUAUGUUCAAACUGUAAAUGAGACUGUAGACAGAAGUGGUCAUGAUGUUUCAGACUCCCUAGAGACUAUCCCCGAUGCGGUUCCGAUCGUUUUAACCGAGCCCCCUAUUGAGGAACAACUGGCCUGGCAUACGCUAUGGCCUGAGUCACACAAGCUUUAUGGUCAUGGCAAUGAGCUAUUUUCUCUUUGCUGUGACCACGAGGGAAAGCUUGUUGCUUCAUCGUGUAAGGCACAAUCACCGACGGUAGCAGAAAUAUGGCUGUGGGAAGUGGGAUCAUGGAAGGCAGUUGCUCGCUUGCAGUCUCACAGUCUAACAGUUACGCAAUUGGAAUUCUCUCACGAUGAUGCCUUCCUUUUGGCAGUCUCGAGGGAUCGCCAGUUCUCCGUUUUCUCAAUCAAGAAAUUAGAAGCUGGGGAAGUCAGAUAUCAGUUAGUUGCCAGGCACGAGGCCCACAAGAGAAUAAUAUGGGCGUGUUCGUGGAACCCACAUCGUCAUGAAUUUGCGACAGGUUCGAGGGACAAGACAGUGAAGAUCUGGGCUGUUGAGAAUGGAGAUUCUGUGAGGCAACUCAUGGUUCUCCCGCAGUUCAACUGCAGCAUCACAGCCUUGUCUUGGGCCGGCUGUGAUCGUUCAGGCAAUGAUGGGCUUCUUGCGGUUGGAAUGGAUGACGGGCUCAUCGAACUGUGGAGUCUUUCCAGGGGUGCAGCUGCACCAUCCAUCCGGUUUGAUCCAUUCUUCUGCCAUGUUUCGACAGUGCACCGUUUGGCAUGGAGAAGAAAUGCCAUGGAGAGUGGAGAUUGUAGGACCCUGCAGCUUGCAUCAUGUGGAGCUGAUCACAGCAUGAGAGUCUUUCAGGUGAGCAUAGGUUGAAAUGGUAACGAUAUUUAUGUUUGCACUUAUGAUACUGAUUGAGAAGGAGGUCUGAUCCGUGAUGGGCCAUUUUGUAACAA